Messenger RNA from Thrips palmi, 956 nucleotides. RefSeq names its product trypsin alpha-like. The record is from RefSeq and is a predicted model, not a curated record. Bases 75 to 869 code for a protein of 264 amino acids. Gene Ontology annotation, molecular function: serine-type endopeptidase activity. Gene Ontology annotation, biological process: proteolysis. Lineage: Eukaryota; Metazoa; Arthropoda; Insecta; Thysanoptera; Thripidae. The transcript is spliced from 7 exons.
GCAGAUAAGCGGAAUCGCAGCGCCACUGGCUUGACAGCUACCGGGCAUUCGAAGCCCUUCGAGAGUCUCGAGACAUGGCCCCGUCCGCACACUCCGUCGCCGCGCUGGCCCUGCUGGCCCUCGCCCUGCUGGUCGGGCUGGCCGAAAAAUCACAAGCCGUUCCCGAAGACAGCAGCAUCGCCUACCCCGGGCAGUUCCCCUGGCACGCCGCCGUCUUCCAGGCCAGCCCCUCCACACUGCUGGGGUCCGGCAUCCUCGUGGGCUCCCAGUACGUCCUCACGGCGGCCAGCACCGUGACGGACAAGAGCGCCGCCGACGUGAGGGUGCUCCUGGGGGAGUUGACGACGGCCAAGGGCGGCAACGUGGCCGUCUCCGCCAUCAAGCCGCACGAGUCCUGGUCGGCGGACAGCGACGAGAACGACAUCGCCCUCCUGGUCUUGGCUGGGCCCGUCCUCGCCUCCGUCACCCCCGUGCGCCUCCCCGCGCGCUACUACCAGGGCGCGACCUACGUGGACCAGACGCUGUCCGUGACUGGCUGGGGCACUGACGACGCCGGCAACACCGAGACGUACCUGAGCGUGUCCAACCUGAACGUCAUCAGGAACAGAGAGUGCCAGACCCUGCAGAACCAGAACGCGCGCCUCCCGUGGACCAAGAUGUGCGCCGUGGGCACAGGCCCCACGCCCUGCAAGGGCGACAGCGGCGACCCCGUCGUGUUCCUGGAGAACGACAGCAAGUACACCCUGGUGGGCAUCCUCACCAAGGACACGCAGUGCUCCACCAAGCGGCCCAGCACCAUCACCAGGAUCACCGAGUUCCUCGACUGGAUCAGCACGGCCAGCGACGGCCACAUCGUCAUCCAGAACUAAAGUCUGCCGCCUGCCGCCUUCAGCGAAACUCAACUAGCCCUUUUUUUUCACAGUAAAAUUAAACUUUUGAGCUUUUUCUUCUCUCCA